Struthio camelus australis is the source of this 2520-nucleotide messenger RNA. The record is from RefSeq and is a predicted model, not a curated record. Lineage: Eukaryota; Metazoa; Chordata; Aves; Struthioniformes; Struthionidae.
CCCACUGCUUUGCGAGUGUCUGACAAGCAAACAAAAAUGUUUUGGAAACGUUUUCUUCCUUCCUAAGUGGGAAAAUGUCAGGAUCUACGUGUACACCCACCGGCGGAUGGCUAUCGCGGCGGAGGACGUCUGGCUGGAGAGCGUCAUCCCGAUCACGGAAGGGUUUACGGUGGAGGAAGUAAUACCUGAGAGUGACCUUCACGUCAUCGGCGCCGAUGUGACGGUCCGGAUCCGUUCGGAAGAGGAGCAGCUCAGGGUGCGACUGCCUUUCGGCUCCCACACGCGCGCGUUCCUGCGGGAGGUCAGCCGGUGCAGCCCAGCAGUUGGAUCUGAAGGCAUCAAACAGAAUGGAAAAAAGCUUGCAGUUAGUCAGAACUGGAGCCAUGACAGUACUGAUAAAACUCCUCCCAGGCAAAGCAAACUGAAAUCUGAAGUAACAAGUGAAAUGGUACGAUCUUCCAGCGUAAUGGUUUCAAACAAGGCAUCUAUCUUAUCAGAACCAAAGUUUGGACUAAGAGAUACUAUUGUUAAAUCUCAACUUGUACAAAGGGAGGAUUCCUACACGCACAUCCAGAACUUCAGAUUUUUUGUUGGGACAUAUAAUGUGAAUGGUCAGUCACCCAAGGAGAGCCUCUGGCCUUGGCUGAGAUGUGAUGCUGAGCCUCCAGAUAUUUACUGUGUGGGUUUCCAGGAGCUUGAUCUGAGUAAAGAAGCCUUCUUUUUCAAUGACACACCGAAGGAAGAAGAAUGGUUUAAAGCUGUAACUGAUAGUCUUCACCCAGAUGCCAAAUAUGCAAAGGUGAAACUUGUGCGGCUUGUGGGAAUAAUGCUUCUCUUAUAUGUGAAAGCAGACCUUGCCUUGAACAUCUCUGAGGUGGAAACUGAGACUGUGGGAACUGGAAUCAUGGGGAGAAUGGGUAACAAAGGUGGUGUUGCCAUAAGAUUUAAAUUCCAUAACACUAGCGUGUGCGUUGUGAAUUCUCACCUUGCAGCUCACACAGAGGAAUAUGAGCGGAGGAACCAGGACUUCAAAGACAUUUGCUCUCGGAUGCAGUUCUGCCAAUCAGAUCCAAAUCUGCCAUCUCUCACCAUUAGCAAACAUGAUGUGAUCAUAUGGUUGGGUGACCUCAACUACCGGCUGGAGGAACUGGAUGUGGCAAAAGUGAAGCAGCUCAUAGAUGAGAAGGCAUUUCUGGUGCUUUGCCAAUAUGACCAGCUAAAGAGGCAAAUGAAUGCAAAUGCAGUCUUUGAAGGCUUUACAGAAGGAGAGAUUUCCUUCCAGCCAACAUACAAAUAUGAUGCUGGCUGUGAUGACUGGGACACAAGUGAGAAGUGUCGUAUUCCAGCGUGGUGUGAUCGGAUACUCUGGAAAGGCCAGAACAUUACUCAACUGAGCUAUCGCAGCCAUAUGGCUUUGAAGAUCAGUGAUCAUAAGCCAGUUAGCUCUGUGUUUGAUAUUGGGGUAAAGGUUGUGAAUGAGGAGCUCUAUCGAAAAGCCUUUGAGGAAAUAGUGCGCUCCCUGGAUAAGAUGGAGAAUGCCAAUAUUCCCUCAGUGACCCUUUCCCGGAGAGAGUUUCAUUUUGUGGAUGUUAAAUACAUGCAGCUGCAAGUACAGAAGUUUACAAUUCGCAAUGGACAAGUGCCUUGCCAGUUUGAAUUCAUCAACAAACCAGAUGAGGAAACCUAUUGCAAGGAGUGGCUGACUGCUAAUCCCAGUAAAGGCUUUCUACUGUCAGAUUCUGAGGUCACAAUUGAGUUGGAGCUGUUUGUUAAUAAAUCAACAGCUACACACUUAAACUCUGGAGAAGAUAAACUUGAAGAUAUCUUGGUCUUGCAUCUUGACAGGGGGAAGGAUUAUUUUCUGUCUGUAACUGGAAACUACUUGCCGAGUUGCUUUGGGUCUCCCAUUCAUACACUGUGUUACAUGAGGGAACCGAUCCAGGACAUGUCAGCAGAGUCUAUUCGGGAACUCGUGAGUUAAAGAUAGAGCUUACCUUCUGAACCCACAGGAACCCUUAAAACUUGAUGGUUAAGUCCUGUUUAUUGCUAAAGAUCCUUCUUCCUCUUCCCUGGUCUGUAAUCUGAGAAUGCUGAUGCAGCUUGUGUUCUCCACUGCACCAUCUUCACACCUUGCUUUAAUUCUUCACAUGGAUGAAUCCACCUGUUUCGUAUAGAGCACUGAAAGUAAGAUCUUGUUUGCUCUACCUGCACAUUAAAAAAAGGUGUACAGCUUCUAAAUGCAGACCUUUGCCAUGAAGCCUUUGGUCUUCCCCCCACUGAAUGGAGAUGGGUGUAUAUGUGAGGCAUGAUGUAACAUUUCCCUAGAGCUGUGAGUACAUGAUGCAUGCUUAUGAGACCAGCUUUUUUCUUUCUGUUUUGGGCUUUUGAUACGAACAUGCCUGUAGUUCUAGUCUUGUAGGAAGACUGAGUGAAACUGCACAGUUUCCUAACCAGUCUUAAUUCUCAAGUGUAAGUUUUGUGAAGCGCUUUGCAGAGUUGAAUAAGAAGCUGAAUAUCUCC